Molecule: messenger RNA, 1977 nt
Organism: Ceratosolen solmsi marchali
Lineage: Eukaryota; Metazoa; Arthropoda; Insecta; Hymenoptera; Agaonidae
Gene: tara
Product: SERTA domain-containing protein 2 taranis
Exons: 2
Coding region: 287-1864 (525 amino acids)
Cellular component (GO): nucleus
Molecular function (GO): transcription regulator activity
Source: RefSeq, a predicted model, not a curated record
CGUGGGUAAGAAUGGCGCGACAUUGGUGGCGCCAUCAGGCGGCGUAGGUCUUCAAGUGCCUCGGAACGUACGACGGCGGCCUUUCGAAUCAGCCUAAGCCGAGUAGAGCCGAGCCCGAGUCGGAGAGGCGCGCGCCUUAGUCAGUCGAUGUUGUACCGUUGUGCAGUGAGUUGUGGGUUAUGUGUGUAUGAGACUACUUUUACUGCAGCAUAAGCAAUAGCAAUAAUAGCGAUAGCUACAGCCACAGAAAACCGCCGUCAAGGCGUAGGCAGAUCCAGUCGUGAGAAUGGUCGUUGCCCAAUGCCUCCAAACCGAGCGCUGUUCGGAUAUUUCGAGCUCUUUGUGUUUUAGUUGUGCAAUGAUGGGUCUGCAGGCUACGUCAGGAAAACGUAAAUUAGACGGUGGAGUUGGUUGUAUGGAUUUUGAUAUGGAAUUGGGUGAGAGCCCUUCAAAACUUGGUAGGGUUGAGGGUAGUUGGUGGGCGAUGGAGGAAAGCUUUGCUUCAUCAUCGCCUGUAGCUCUCAGUCAUACAACUGCAACAGCAUAUUACGAUAUGGAGGUGGUGGCCACUUCCUGUAUUCAGUCUCCUACAUCCAACAAUUCUUGCCAUUUGUCAUCACUCCACAAUUCUUCAGGAAGUUCUACGAUACCCGGAUCAACAACGUCCACGACUAGCCUUAAUGGAUCUUCAUCUCCUGUCAGUUCCUCUCAGCUAACAUCUGGAAUCAGUCAAUCUCAGCAGCAACAGUCACAACAGCAGCAGCAGCAUUAUUAUCAACGAGGAGGUGCCAGUCUUGUAAAUUCCAUCUACCAUCAACAACAGCAACAGCAGCAGCAAACGCAGCAGCAGCAGCAGCAGCAGCAACAGCAGCAAGAUCAGCAGCAACAAAAACAGCAGCAACAGGAGCAGCAGGAGCAGCAGCGGCAGCAUCAACAACAAAGACAACAAUUACAACAGCAACAGCAGCAUCAACAGCAACUUUCGAGGCCUCAAGCCCAGUGGGGUCAUCAUGCAAGUGCACCUCAUCACUAUGAGCCUCCCACGAUACGUAGGGAAGAGAAUGGGAAAAGCUACCUGGAGCUGGGCUCCAGUUAUCGUGUAAAUGAGCGUUGCUGUGAAGGUUCGCGGUCUAGCUGGUGCAGACGCGGUCGGGCUUGUUAUAGGCAGCGACGUCUCGCUGUUCUCAAUAUCUCUAUGUGCAAACUUGCCAGGUACAGGCAGUUUCCUGAUCCAAGUCUCCAUCGUUCGGUGCUUAUUUGCAACACUUUAAGAUAUCUUGAACGUGAAAUGGAGAGAGAUCGGAGUCCACCACCCAUGGAGCCGGUUAUGGCAACGCCUAUAGCUCAAUUGCAGUCAUCCGAGCAGGGCAGGCUCACGCCUUUUCCUGUAACAGUGAACUCUGCUGAAACGGAUGUUGAUUCAGGAAUUGGAGAUAGUGAUGACAGCCGCUCCAUUAAUUGGGGCAGCGUUUUAUCGCUUUCAAGUCAGUCGCCUCUUGAUCCACUUAAUAAUAAUGAGCUUCUUGAUGUGGACAUUGGUCCAGAGCUGGAUCUUGAUUUUAUGCCUGGAUGGAAGUUGACAUCUGCAGCGCCCGUGAGUUCAGAUGAGUUACUGCGAGGUCUUUCAAACUCAUCCAAUGAAUCCACUUUGAGUCUGCAGCAACAGCAACAACAGCAACACAGUCAGCAUCACGGUCACCAACAGUUGCAGGCUGGUCAUCAUCACCUUCACCACCAUCAUCACCACCAUCACCACCAUCAUCAUCAUCAUCAAGGAAAUGUAGUCGGGAGUUGUAACAAUACGAUAGUCGCAACUAAUAGCGGCAGCAAUACGCAUGAAUCGCUUAUGUGCGUCGGUUCAUAGCCCCAGACGAUACUCACAUCGCUUAGUCACCUUAUUGAUUUCUAUCCUCUUGCGCCAUAGGAGAUAAGAAAAAAACAAACUCAAGAACGAAAGCUAGAAUAAGAUAGAUAUAU